Molecule: messenger RNA, 961 nt
Organism: Arabidopsis thaliana (thale cress)
Lineage: Eukaryota; Viridiplantae; Streptophyta; Magnoliopsida; Brassicales; Brassicaceae
Product: 1,3-beta-glucan synthase component (DUF1218)
Exons: 3
Coding region: 210-752 (180 amino acids)
Cellular component (GO): endomembrane system
Source: RefSeq, marked reviewed
CAUGUAAAAAGCGUGCGAAUGGAAAACAAAAAAUUAAUAACACGUGUCCUCUUCGUUCACAAGUUUCCUCUUUCCUUAGCACAGUAUGUUUUUUGACUUCUUCGCGUCGGCGAUAUUAUCCAGAAACAGUAGUGUCGAAGAAGAAGAAGAAGAAGAAGGAGAGAUUCUGAGUUUAGGGUUUUGUUUGUGUUGCUUCGAAUUGAGCAGCUAUGGCUUCCGUGUUGCUACUUCUUCUGGUGUUCGUGUUUGAUCUCAUUGCUUUUGGUCUUGCUGUUGCUGCAGAGCAACGAAGAACCACCUGGCAAAUUUCUAGAGAAUCAAGAGAUUUGAGCUACUGUGUGUAUGACAAGGACAUAGCAACGGGUCUCGGAGUCGGUUCUUUCUUGGUCUUAUUAGCGAGUCAGCUCUUAAUAAUGGUGGCGAGCCGAUGUUUAUGCUGUGGAAGAGCAUUGACACCAAGUGGUUCAAGAUCUUGGGCAAUUUUUCUCUUCAUCACCACCUGGGUUUUCUUCUUCAUAGCACAAGUGUGUUUACUUGCUGGCUCUGUACGAAACGCUUACCAUACAAAGUACCGUGUCUACUUUGGUAACACUUCCCCUUCUUGUCGAUCACUGAGGAAAGGCGUGUUUGGGGCUGGAGCAGCAUUCAUAGUGCUCACGGGGAUUGUCUCCGAGCUUUACUAUGUGACCCUUUCGAGGGCCAAAGACUUUCAACCUUCAAGAGAUCCCGGUAUCCGAAUGAGUAGCCUGUAGAACUUACACCUGCUUUGUAGAUUUAGAAUAGUUAUGUUCAUUGUUGUUAUCAUCUUACUAUCUUAGGUCAUUGUUGUUAUGAUUUUAAUAGUAUGGAGGAAACUAACAUUAUUUUCAAUUUCUUAAAAUAUAUGUACCUAUCAAAAACGAUAGAUUGAAAACAAUAAAGAACCAUAAAGUUGAUAUAUAAUAACACUAAUUUAAAAUUA